UUAUGCAGAGUCGGCUGACCUGUGAUCCCUUUAAGGAAGCCGUGGGAGGAGGGACUCAGACCAGGAGAGACCCUCUCUGUGUUUGUGGAUCCAGCAGUUGAGAAACUGAGGACAAACAAGACUGAGCCGGACUCGUGAUCCCUCAGCUGAGAGCUCCACAGAAAACUUCAACACAACAAAAUGGGUACGGUGAUGAGUGCGGAGGAGCGGAGAGAGCACAUUCGACCAACCUUGGAGAGAAAUGUGAAGAAAUAUAAAAAGUGUCCGGAUGUGACGGUGAAUCAAGCCGUCGUGAUGUUCUGCAGCGCUUCAUCAGACAGCCUCCAACAGCACCUCAACCGGAGGAAGCAGGUGAGCUACCCCGUCGCAAGCUGGAUGAGCAAACUCGCAGAGAAGCUCGCCAAUCUGUCUCCGAAUCCUAAACUAGCUGGCCUCGGAGCGCUGGCCGUCGCCAUCUUCAUCGACGCCAUUUCUGCCACCUCUUCCUCAGACACCACGAGGGAUGCUCUGCGAUGCGUGUUUGCUGAGGAGAAGGCCUCCGAGGUCUGGGAUCAGAUCGACGAGUGCCUGAAGAGAUGCGUGAUGCACAUCGACAACAACAACGAGCUGAUGACGGACAUCAGACGGACGGAGUGCCAGCUGAGCGCCGCCCUCACCAAGCUGAAGAACUCCAUGGCGAGGGACGGGCAGAUGUCGUCUCGGGCUCUGAAGGCCUGGGUGAACGGGGCGGCGCUCCACAUCCAGAUGCUGAUUCACCUGCUGAGACUCGGAGGGAGUCAAAGCUGCGACCCCGUGCAGAGACUCCUCUCCACUUACCUGAGCGAGCUGGACCUGCUGUUCACAAAUCACAAGGCGGCGGUGAGGAGGAAGUGCGACCUGGACUGCGACGUGCUCCAAGACUGUCCAUGUCCCUACUUUGAGACCGAAGAGGGAGAAGCGUAUUACGUCGCUCAGUUCAUCACAUUUGAAGAAUACUUUGAGGCUUAUUAUGACUAUCACUACAGCAGCCAGAAGUACAAGAUCAGGAAGUACUUCGAGAAAGUCAUGGAAGAUCUGCCGAUGCUGGUCCGUCAGGUGGGUCAUCUCAGUGUCUCCUGAGAGGAAGAGUUCAGCCCUGAACUCCUCACUGUGCUCCUCGGUGAUUCCACUGUGAAGAGCCUCAGUCAUCCAGGUCAUCCAGAGACGGUUGAUCAGCUGGUGGGGAGUCCCGGGUAUUCAACCUCUGCAGGGUCGCUGUCACGCUCACUGAUAAUGCUCCUAGCUGUGUAACGCUCACCUGAGGCCAGGUGUGAUGGAAAUGUAAAAAAAAAAAAAACGUUCACAGAAAAGUGUUGAUAAGUUUUCACCUUUUUAGAAAAAUAGUAAAUGCACUCACCUGUAGACAGAAACACCUUUUCUGAAAAAGUUCUGAUGUAGCGAACAUUUAACUCACACGGCUGAUCAGCUUGUUUCCGCUCCAAGAAGAGAAGGAGAAGGAGAAGGAGAAGAAGAAGGAGAAGGAGAAGAAGAAGAGGAAGAAGCUGCUUCAGUGUUUAAAGAUUCCUGAAGACUGGACGGUCAGGACGACAGGUUGUGCUUCUUCUUCUUGGAGCUGCUUCUUCACUUGAUUUAUUGUCUGUAUUGUGUAUGGCUUCCAACUAUAUUUAGCUUUGUGCAUGAAAUAUACAAUAAAGUACAUUU
Messenger RNA from Chelmon rostratus (copperband butterflyfish), 1680 nucleotides. RefSeq lists its product as uncharacterized. Bases 181 to 1098 code for a protein of 305 amino acids. Lineage: Eukaryota; Metazoa; Chordata; Actinopteri; Chaetodontiformes; Chaetodontidae. The record is from RefSeq and is a predicted model, not a curated record. The transcript has 2 exons.